This is a messenger RNA of Triticum dicoccoides, 2796 nucleotides long. RefSeq names its product probable leucine-rich repeat receptor-like protein kinase At1g35710. Bases 1 to 2796 code for a protein of 931 amino acids. Lineage: Eukaryota; Viridiplantae; Streptophyta; Magnoliopsida; Poales; Poaceae. Gene Ontology annotation, molecular function: protein kinase activity; ATP binding; protein binding. The transcript has 6 exons. The record is from RefSeq and is a predicted model, not a curated record. Gene Ontology annotation, biological process: protein phosphorylation.
AUGCAAACACUAGGCAGCAAAAUGCAACCUGUGUUGUACCUCUGCCUACUGCUCAUGCCCUGCCUAUUUCUUGUGGAAGAAGCACAUGCGGUGUGGCAUGGAGGGAUCUCACUGAGGUCUCAACGCAUGGCCCUCCUCCACUGGAAAGCUACACUUGCAAGCCCACCGGUGCAGAUGAGCUCUUGGCAGGAAAACACCACCCCCUGCAACUGGACGGGCAUCGUGUGCACAGCUGUUCGCCAUGGCCGCCGCAUGCCCAGGGUAGUUACCGACAUAUCCCUGCCGGAUGCUGGCAUCAGGGGCCAGCUUGGUGAGCUCAACUUCUCAGCUCUUCCAUUCCUCACAUAUAUUGACCUCGGCAAUAACAGUCUCCAUGGUGCACUACCCGCUAGUAUCAGCUGCCUGUCAUCACUUUUGGAACUCUACCUUCCCUACAACCAGCUCACAUGGAAAAUUCCCUAUGAGAUUGGUGGCCUUCAAAGUCUGAGGGUGCUUGAGCUCUCAUUUAACAGACUCACAGGACAUAUUCCUGCGUCUUUGGGCAACCUAACAAUGUUAAAUGAUCUUAUCAUUGACCAAAACAUGGUAUCAGGUCCCAUUCCUGAGGAGAUUGGAAGGCUUGUCAACCUACAACUUCUACAGCUAAGCAACAGCACCUUAAGCGGUUUGAUACCAAAAAUCCUUGGAAAUUUAACCCAGCUAAAUAUUUUGUACCUGUAUGGUCCAAUUCCAAUCUCCAUAGCCAAUCUCACUAAGAUGAACACACUUUUUCUCUCCGACAAUCAGAUCACAGGUCGGAUACCCCCAGAACUAGGCAAUCUCACUAUGCUAAACCAACUUGAUCUCAACACAAACCAAAUAACAGGUUCAAUACCCCUAGAACUAGGGAACCUCACUAUGCUCAAUGAACUUUCACUUUAUGCAAAUCAAAUCACAGGUACAGUACCUUCAAAAUUGAGCAUCUUGUCGAAUCUCCGCUUAGGAAAUAUAACCAAGUUGAUACGACUAUCCCUCUCUGUAAAUCAGAUAACCGGUUCCAUCCCCCAUGGGAUUGGCAAUCUGAUGAACCUCGAAUAUUUAGGCUUGUAUCAGAACCAAAUUUCAGGAUCAAUACCAAAAACUUUUGGGAAGCUGCAAAGGAUCAGAAAACUGCAAAUCUUUAAUAACAAAUUAUCAGGUUCUCUUCCUCAACAAUUUGGAGAUCUCAUCAGCCUUGUUGAAUUUGGGGUGUCUAAAAACUCACUUUCAGGACCAUUGCCCGCAAAUAUAUGUUCAGGUGGCAAACUUGAAUAUUUUGAUGUUUCUUCCAAUAUGUUUGAUGGCCCCAUUCCUAGUAGUUUAAAGACUUGCACGGGUUUGAAACAAGUUUACCUUGAGUUGAACCAACUAUCAGGUGAUAUAUCUCAGUAUUUUGAAAAGCUACGCAAUCUACAAUACCUUGAUAUAUCUAGGAACAGACUGAGUGGAAUAAUACCUGAGGAACUAGGGACCAGCAUGAAACUAUUGUCCUUGAAGAUCAACAACAACAACUUCAGUGGAAGUUUGCCAGGUGUGAUUGGAAAUUUAGCAGGCCUGCAGAUCAUGUUAGAUGUGAGCAACAAUAACUUCACUGGCAUGUUGCCGCAGCAACUUGGGAAGUUGGAGAUGCUAGAAUUUUUUAAUUUAUCACACAAUCAGUUCAGUGGCAGCAUUCCGUCAUCCUUUGCAAGCAUGGUGAGCCUUUCAACACUUGAUGUGUCCUACAAUGACUUGGAAGGACCGGUCCCAACAGCAUGGCUACUCCAAAAUGCUUCAGCAAGUUGGUUUCUUCCAAAUAAAGGUCUAUGUGGUAACCUCUCUGGCCUGCCACCUUGUUAUUCAACUCCAGUAGCUGCUCACAAAGAGGGGAAGAUACUUGGUUUGCUUUUGCCAAUUGUUCUUGUGAUGGGUUUCAUCAUUGUUGCUGCAAUUGUUGUCAUAAUAAUACUUACUCGUAAGAAGAGAAAUCCACAAGAAAGUGUUACCGCUGAAGCAAGGGACCUAUUCUCUGUUUGGAAUUUCGAUGGAAGAUUAGCAUUUGAUGAUAUUGUAAGGGCAACCGAAAACUUCGAUGAUAAGUACAUCAUUGGAACAGGAGGAUACGGCAAAGUCUACAAGGCACAACUCCAAGACGGGCAGCUGGGAAGCCUCCACCGAACAUUGGAAAAUGACGAGCUAGCGAAGGAAUUGGAUUGGCAGAAGAGAAUUGUUGCUGUAAAUGAUGUGGCUCAAGCAAUAUCUUAUUUGCACCACGAGUGCAGUCCACCUAUAAUCCAUCGAGAUAUAACGAGCAACAACAUCUUACUUGAUGCAACCUUCAAGGCUUUCGUCUCGGAUUUCGGCACAGCAAGGAUUCUUAAGCCUGAUUCAUCAAACUGGAGUGCACUAGCGGGGACGUAUGGGUACAUAGCUCCUGAACUCUCGUACACAUCUGUUGUCACGGAGAAAUGUGAUGUCUAUAGCUUUGGUGUGGUUGUGCUAGAGCUACUUAUGGGGAAGCAUCCAAUGGAUCUAUUAGACGGUAGUUUGUCAAAUGGGGAACAAGCUAUACUGGUGAAAGAUAUUCUGGACCAGCGACCGACAACACCAACAGCAACAGAAGAGAAUAGCUUAGCUCUGCUCAUCAAGCUGGCCUUCUCUUGCUUGGAAUCUUCUCCACAAGAAAGGCCAACCAUGAGGCAGGCACACCAGACACUCAUCCAGCGACCCUCUUCUAGUUCCUCUUCCGUGCCUUUCAGUGCACUAACGCUAGAGCAAGGGAUGCAUGUUGCCAUGUGA